Molecule: messenger RNA, 2028 nt
Organism: Charadrius vociferus (killdeer)
Lineage: Eukaryota; Metazoa; Chordata; Aves; Charadriiformes; Charadriidae
Gene: GLE1
Product: GLE1 RNA export mediator
Exons: 16
Coding region: 1-2028 (675 amino acids)
Biological process (GO): regulation of translational initiation; regulation of translational termination; poly(A)+ mRNA export from nucleus
Cellular component (GO): cytoplasm; nuclear pore; nuclear pore cytoplasmic filaments
Molecular function (GO): translation initiation factor binding; inositol hexakisphosphate binding; phospholipid binding
Source: RefSeq, a predicted model, not a curated record
AUGGGGCCUGUGGAUAUCUUGGAAGGAUGCACGUCUCCUCUUGUGCUGUCCCCUUAUUCUGGCUGGGUCCUAGACAGAGUGAUUGGGCAAUCAGCCCCAGAAACGGCCCGCUCUGAAAGUUCAACGCCGAAAGAAUGCACUCCCCUCACAAACCGGUCGCCUUCUCUGGAGAAGAUCAUGUCUGUUAGCUGCCAGGGCUCUUCACCACUUCCGUCUACAGAGCCAAGCGAAACAAAGGGAAAUGAAGACCUUAGUCUGCUGGAAAUGGAUCAAGAAGUCUUUUCAGCAGUUCUGCCAUCUAAAGUUACAGAAGUUGAAGGCUGCAUUCGGAUGUAUGAAGAGAUGCACAGGUUGAAAGGAAAGGAGGGGCUAAGGCAACGGCAGGAGCAGCAAGAGCAGAUGGUGAGGGCAGUGUAUGACCUGGCAAGUGAACAACUGAAGCGCUUUGAUGAACUGAAGGAGCUAAAGCAGCAUCAGGAAUUCCAAGAUUUGCAAGAAGUAAUGGAGAAGAGCUCAAAGGAGGCUCAGGGACAGCAAGAGAAGUUGAAGGAAGAACACCGACACCGAGCCAAGGUAUUAAACCUGAAACUACGCGAGGCAGAGCAGCAGAGGCAGCGUCAGGAAGAGCUGGAACGUUUGCGUAAGGAAGAGGGCCAGGAAAGGUUGCGUCGCCUUUAUUCCAUCCAGGAGGAAGUGCUGCAGCUUAACCAGCAGAUUGAUCCCAAUUAUAGACACAAAGACUUGCCAAGAAUUGAUCUUUCUGCAUACAGUAAUCGUGGCAACCAGAUCUGUGGGCUGGUUUCAGGACUCAUCCGCACCACAAGUGAGAGAGGUUUCCCUUCUCAAGCAGAUGUGGCCAAUACUGAACGCGCGCUGCAGGAGAUGCGAGGGUUGAUAUCCAGCAUGCAGCAAGAAAUCGCUGCAGCUGUGGAAGAAAAAAGGAAGAGAGAUGAAGAGGAAGAGAGACAGAAGCAGAAGGAGUUACUGAAAAAAGAGCAGGUGAAGGCUCAGACUCCUGCCCCUGCACAGCACUCAGGUGGAAAGCAGCAGAAGGAAGGACUUCAAGUUAAGGCAGAAGAAAGUACCAUGCAGUGGUACCAGCAGCUUCAAGAUGCUGCUGAGCAGUGCGUUGCUUCUUUCAGUGGAAUCAGCAACUGCAAAGACAACAAUGAGGUUAAGAAGAUAAAAACAGACUUGCAGAAAGCAGCUACGAUCCCUGUGAGCCAGAUCUCUAGAAUAGCAGGCUCUCAGCUGAGAGAGAUAUUUGACAAGAUCAAUAAUCUGCUCUCUGGAAAGUCUGUUCUGAGUGGAGGGCGAACUGUAUCUGUGACUCAGCAUCCACAGGGUUUGGAUUUUGUUUAUUACAAACUUGCGGAGAAAUUUGUGAAUCAAGGAGAAGAAGAAGUAGCUUCUCACCAUGAUGCAGCUUUCCCAAUUGCUGUGGUGGCCUCAGGAAUCUGGGAAAUGCACCCUCGAGUUGGAGACCUCUUUUUAGCUCAUCUGCACAAAAAGUGCCCCUAUUCUGUACCGUUUUACCCUGCAUUGAAAGAAGGGACUUCUAUGGAAGAGUAUCAGAGGAUGCUUGGAUAUCAAGUUAAGGAUUCUAAGGUGGAAGAGCAAGAUCAUUUUCUUAAACGGAUGUCAGGACUGAUUCGUCUUUAUGCUGCUAUCAUUCAACUCCGGUGGCCUUAUGGAAACAAACAAGGGACACAUCCUCAUGGGCUGAAUUAUGGAUGGCGCUGGCUUGCUCAGAUGUUGAAUAUGGAGCCUCUGGCAGAUGUGACAGCUACACUACUUCUUGAUUUUCUGGAGGUGUGUGGCAACGCUCUCAUGAAACAGUAUCAGGUUCAAUUCUGGAAAAUGAUGUUGCUUAUCCGAGAAGACUAUAUCCCAAGAAUUGAAGCAAUUACCAGCUCUGGACAGAUGGGCUCUUUAAUGCGUUUCAAGCAAUUCUUGGAGAAAUGUCUACAGCAGAAGGAAAUUCCAUUACCAAAGGGCGCUCUGCAGUCUUCCUUUUGGAGAUCGUAA